This is a messenger RNA of Pygocentrus nattereri (red-bellied piranha), 9097 nucleotides long. It is a transcript of the gene zbtb4, whose product is annotated as zinc finger and BTB domain containing 4. The record is from RefSeq and is a predicted model, not a curated record. Lineage: Eukaryota; Metazoa; Chordata; Actinopteri; Characiformes; Serrasalmidae. Gene Ontology annotation, molecular function: RNA polymerase II cis-regulatory region sequence-specific DNA binding; DNA-binding transcription factor activity, RNA polymerase II-specific. The transcript has 2 exons. Gene Ontology annotation, biological process: regulation of DNA-templated transcription. Bases 204 to 5315 code for a protein of 1703 amino acids.
CAUAGUGCUGCCUGUGUGUGUGCGUGUGCGCGUCUCUCCCUGCCUGCGCUGUGCUCUCUCACUCGUGUGCGCGCGCACACACACACGGGCACACGCAGACAAGCACACACAGAACGAGGGAGGGAGAGGGAGAGAGAGAGAGAGAGAGAACACAUCGCAGCAGAGAUGCAGCAGGAGGUUUUCCGAGGUUUAGGGGUGGGGUCAUGGUGUCCGAAAUGGACGGCUGGAACCCCCUCCACACUAGUACUGCAUCUUUGGAGCUAAAUGAACAUUGCCUGGGUGGUCUCUUUCCAAUCUGUAAGAAGACACAGUUCCACAUCCAUCUAAGAAUCAUCACUGUCUACAGCAUCCAGUUCCAUGAGUUGAGGUCUUCUCCACCUGACACUCCUCCUUUUCUGCAUGCCCGCCAAUCUGAUGCUUCAGUGGUGGACACAGUUCUAACAGUUGCCUCACUCUGUUCAGUAUUUCUGACAUUGCUGACCGGCAUCUACAACUCUUGCUUCCUUAAGAGCCUGUUUGAGGUGGACCAUAGUUUUGAAGUGCAUCUCAGAGGACCAGUGAAAAGAAAUCAAAUGAAACACAGAAAUAAACAGAUGAGAGGAGACAGAAUGGGGGAGGGGACAGAUGAAGUUGAUGGUGCCAAAACUACAAGAAUAUCUCUCAGUUUUCCUAUUAGCGCUGGCCUGCCUGGUUAUUCUGCACAAAAGCACUGUCCCUUGAUUCACUCCCCUUCCUCUUCUGCAGCAUAUGACAGAGACACUUCUGAUAGCACUGCAUGGAAGGAGGAAACUGCCAGAGACAAGCACUUGUCUAAAGCAUCAAAACUGGACUGCCUGCCUUGCUCUUCCUCCUCCACUGUCCCCAUUGAUCUGACUGCACCUGUCAGUAAGAACUGCAAAACUGUGUCCUUUUCAGUGGCUGGUAGUGGUACCCACUUUCCAACCUCUGCUUUACAUACAUCUGCUAAAAUGGACUACUCAAGAGAGACAUCUGGAUCUGGUCUGCCUAAUGACUACCCAGAACACUCAACAACAGAGACAGCACAUAUCUUAUUUAACCUGAGCGCAAGAGCCUUCCAGGGUCAGCUGACAAAGAACCUGGAAAGUUCAAAAGGAAAAAAACGAAAGGGUAACAGCCUACAUGUUGAACUAAGCCUCCCUCUUCCCAGUAUUAACCCACCAUCAUCAUCGUCAAGCCCUCCUCCUCUUUCUCCAUCUUCUGUCUCUUCCUUGACCCUCCCUGCUCCAUCUUUUCAUGACUCCUAUCGGGCAGUGCCAAAACCAGAGCUGCUGUGUGGGGUGUGCCACCGUCUGUUCAGCACUGCCUCGUCCCUCACCGUCCACAUGCGCCUCCAUCGGGGGGGACGGGUUCUCAGCUGCCGCCACUGUGGCAAAGCCUUCAUCCAUAAUAAAAGACUUCAGUCCCACGAGGCCACCUGUCGACAAGCUUUGCCAGCUUUCCCCAUCCAACCCAAACAGGAACCUUUGGAGGAGGGGGAGGGGGAGAAAACAGGCAAAGCUGAGGAACCAGAACAGGAUGGGCAAGAGACAGGGCCUGGCCGACCCAUAAAGAAGGGACGAGGCCUCCAUGGACACCAUGCUGGGGCACUGCCUCACACUGAUGGCCUGAGGGACGAGGAUCACUUUGUAAAAGUUGUUGAUGGGCAUAUCAUUUACUUCUGCUCAGUGUGUGAACGCUCCUACAUGACCUUGUCAAGCCUCAAACGCCACUCCAACGUGCACUCGUGGCGUCGGAAGUACCCAUGCCACUUUUGUGACAAGGUUUUUGCUCUUGCAGAAUACCGCACCAAACAUGAGGUGUGGCACACAGGUGAAAGGCGAUACCAGUGCAUAUUCUGCUGGGAGGCAUUCCCUACCUAUUACAACCUCAAAACACACCAGAAAGCCUUCCAUGGCAUUAGCCCUGGUCUUAUCUCAAGUGAGAAGACGGCCAAUGGUGGCUAUAAGCAGAAGGUUAAUGCCCUUAAACUCUACCGGCUACUGCCAAUGCGCUCUCAGAAACGGCCAUACAAAACAUAUAGCCAUGCUUUGGCUGAUGGACUACUCAAGCCUGACUCAUCAGUUAACCUGCCUUUGCCUCUGGACUGCAGCCUCCCUCUGGAUGCCAGUAAAUUGGAGUCCUUCCUCAAAGAUCUACAUCCACAAGACAUUAAGCCUGACCCUGACAGAUUCCUUAUGAAGAUGGGUACAGAACAAAGCAAGAAGCUGCCCACACCCCACACAGACACACCUGCAGAGGUCACUGAGAAAGAGGGGUCAGAUGAACGUCUGUCUGGCAACAGCAGUGGCAAAGCAAAAAGUCUCAAAAGCUCAGAGGCAGCUGUUUCUUCUGUCAUUACGUUUGGACAUAGCAAACCCUCAGUCAUCAUGCAUAGCACAGCACUCCCAUCCUCUGUUAUUGUUCAAAGAAAUAAGAUUCCCUCUGGGGAUGGAAAGAGCCCCCCUGAGAGCAAUCAGGCAACAGCUAAGGCUUCACAAAAGCUAAUUAAACGGCAUAGUCAAAAAGAACACACACAUGCUCAUAGUAGGUGGGACACAGAUAUCCCAAAUACAGAAGACUCAAAAAUCCAACAAAUGACAGAGACAUUGCACAAGGGACGUAAAACUCAUAGCAAGAGUGAGUUAAGCAAGGCAAUGCCCAUAUCCGUAGAUUCUGCAGUCAAAGGGAGUGGGCCUCUGUGUCAGAUCACUGUGCGUAUUGGGGAGGAGGCUAUUGUCAAAAGGAGCAUCUCUGAGACAGACCUCAGGAGAGACAAAAGUCCAUCGUUAAGUAAAGUCAAAAAGAGCAACCUCCUGCACGAAGAACAGAGAGAGCAGCGGCACACCCAUCACCACCACCGCAAACACCAUGGUCACCGCAGAUCUAGCCAGGAAGGAAGGGAGGGGGAGCCCAAAUGGAAAAACCCUAGACUGCCAGGCAAGGUGAGGAAGUAUUUCUUCCGACAGGAAGUUAGGGAGGACAGAAAUGACCAUGAUGGAGAGGACAACCUGUGGAGACCAUACUAUUCUUAUAAGCCCAAGCGAAAGGCCCUGCAUAUGCAGAAGGCCAAAAGCUGGCAACGCAAAAUGCACUACAAACGAUCUCUGAGGUUGAUGAGGAGAGCAGAGAGGCUUAUGAAUCAUGUAAACCAAGAGGUUGACGGUGGACAAGAAAAAGAAGAAAAAGAUGAAGUGAAGGAAAAGGAGAAAGAAGUUAUUCAUCAUAAGGAGAUCAAAGACAACACACAACUUCUUUCUGUUCCCUCUACAACUGAACAGAUGGAGGAAGAGAAGGGGGCUCCUGGAAAGCCUGACUUUCCCAUCUCUGCAGCUUUAUCACAGUCUACGCUGAAUACUCAACACACAAUUUCCUCUAACAUCAAACAGCGUUGGUCUGGGGACCAGGCCUCUGAAUGUGGGUCUUGUGGCCGCUGGUUCUCUAGCUCUAGGAAGCGAGACAAACAUGAGCUAACACAUCUAUUUGAAUUUGUGUGCCUGCUUUGCAGAGCUCCUUUCCCCUCUCAGACCAAGUUAGAGGAGCACCAGAGAACCAAUCAUCCAAAAAACAAAACUCUGUCUACCUCUGCUCCGUGUAAUUUACAGUCAUUGAGCAAAGAAAAGGCAAUGGAACUCGGAGAAGUGGGAGAUGUACUGAACAGAAGGUUAUUGGAAAAAGGUAGUCCAGUUCGCUUGGGAAGAAGGCCUUUGACCAGAUAUACCUGCUCACAAUGCGACAAAGUAUGUAAGACAGCUGCUGCACUGAACUGCCACCUGAAGCGGCAUGAGCUAAGUUCAACAGAGAGCGUGCAGCAAAUGCAGGGAGUACAAAGUCAUAAUUCUGUGACUCCAGAAACAGACAAAGAACAAAGUAAAGACUUGGACUUUACAGGAGAGCAUGCACGGUCCAUCCCCGUUAUAAAUUAUCUCAAAAAAGAUUCUCAGCAAACAGAGAAUCAGAAGUUUGAAGGUAAUGAAGAACACCAAAAAGUAUGUGCUAAUGACAGUGCAAAACUAGCAACUUUUGACAAAAUCCACAGCCCACAGUUUUGUACUAUAUCACCCCCAACUAGUCCCACACUGGAAAAGUCAAACGUCAUCUCCCCAAGUCUCCCUAGUGUACUUGUAAUGAAUGGAGCAGAAUGCCUGGACUUUCGAACCCCUGAAAAACGUAGCCUAGAUGCACAUGACCAGAGGAAAAGAAGUCUCACGCCUACUGAUAAACUAAGUCAAGUCAGUCAAAUACAAACAGCACCAAAGGUCAGAACAGAGGCAGAUCCAGCUGUAUCCAUGGCAUUACAAUCAGUGAGGUGUAGUGCUUUGGAACAAGAAGUAGAAACAGACACACAGAGACAAGAGGAUAUUCAUUCCAGUGAUCAUUUAAAUAAUUCACAAGAAGCUCAAGAUCUUAGGGUCUUUGCUACAUCCAGAGCCCUCAACAGCAGCCAAGCAGAGGACUUAUCCAGGCAAACUAUACUGGCAAGGGAGAGGGAGCUUACUCAGCAAACUGCACACCAAUACACCAUCAAUAAGAGGCGAUCCACAAAUGAAGAGGUGACACUCAUAGUGCCCAAAGAGGAGCCGGUGAGUCCUGUGCCCUCUCCCACAUGCUCUGUCAUUCAAACCACUCAUAAAGGACCCUAUCAAAGGCACUCACAGUCCCCUUGUCACUCUCCAAGCCCCUUAAACCUGCAGUUGCGACCACAUUUGGAGCCUAACCAACCGCACCAAGGCAUGCACCGCGCUGAGAAACAAAGACCUGUAUUUCCAACAAGUUCAGGUCGGGGUAGUGAACCCCCCUCUUCUUGUGCUGUGCUGCACCCCCAAGUGCCCCAUUCAGAGCAGGAGACAAAGGACAGCACCUCUUCAACAGCAAGAGAUCCCCAUAGGGAAUCUGACUAUCCUAUUCAGGAGUUUGCACUUCCCUUGAUCAUACCAGGGGGGUACUGCUCAAGUAAGAAACAAGAGGAACAGAUCCUGAUGUCUUAUCCUCCUGGACCCCUACCUUUUGGGGCACUAGGGAAGAUGGUACCCCAUACUGACUCGAGCAAACUACCCUUUUAUCCUGAUCCCUAUCACCUACUCUAUGGCCCACAGCUACUACCAUACCCAUACAGCCUUGCUGCCCUGCCUAUGGCUCUCAAUAUGAUGGCAUCAGGGGACAAAGUAGAGCCGUUGCCCUUCUUGCCCACUCUCUUCAAUUAUGCUGCAGCAGGUGCCCCUUUCACAGGAACAGUGCCCCACCCUUUAGUGGUGAACCCCAGCCUAUACAAUAACAGCAGUAGCAGUAGCACAAAGCGAGACAGUGGCAACCCAUGAGUGGAUGGGGCAGCAGCAGUGAAGGAAUACUGUACACAUUAAAGAGGACCAGGCCUUUGAUGGAAGAAAUUUUAUUGUUCUAUUGCUCUGUUUGGUAACUGAACUACUUGCACAGACCUUUCCUCUCUUUUGUUAAGUAGCAAAAACAUAGGUAUAUGUAGGACUCAGCUAUAGUGAAGUGAUGGAGAGGUGCCUUAGAGGUAUGUCCGAUGGGUAAAGGGGAGAUGGUAAUCUAAAUUCCAAUAUCUUCCCUCUUCCACUGGCAAAACAAACCUCUGAAACACCACUCCUCUCCCUCUUUAGGAGAGUUAGAUCUUGGCUAUCCGUCCUCUCAGAUUUAUUGUGAUAAUAGAUAUAAUCAAUAAAUAAUAACAGCUAACAGGGUGUGGUGUUUCUAGAAAAUAGCAAAAAAAUUAGUCUGCUAUAAUAAGUCUGCUUCCCACUAGUGACAGUAUACAAAUAAUUAUGUCAAUAAUAUUGAUAUGAUACCGCUAAUAGUAAUAAAAUGGGGGCUGAGCUUUUCAUUUCAAGUAGAAAGAUCUUCAAAAGACUCGACACACUCCUCAGCUCAGUGAAGGAAGAUGAUAGCUUGCAAGCAGUUUCAUGAGUGUGAGUGUGUAUGUUUGUAUGUCUGUAUGUAUGCGUUUCAAACUCUGUCAUGCAUGUAGAGGUUUUGGAGUAGAUGUCCUCUUACAACAUUAUGUAACUGUACACAGUUCUGUUGCGUGUAAUUUCAGUACAAGCUUUUGUGCGAGUUUCAGCAGAUGUGAAUGUAUGUGUUUGUAUGGGUGGAUGUGUUGAGAGUGGUGUAUGCAUGCACAGUUGCUAUAUCAGCCUUGAUCAGUUCCAUGGGGAUUUCAAGUAUAUGAGCAUCAUUCCUGGACAAGCUGUUACAACCUCUGUAGAUCAGCAAGUAGAAAAACUAUAUGAAGUUCUUCCUUCGUCAGUCAGAACUUAGCAAGUCGAUAGCUUAGCUACAUGUUAUUUUGGAUGGAGCUUGUUAAUAUGUGAUCUUUUAUUAACUAGGAUUAUGGUGGCUUGGUGACUUAAAAUCAGUGGCAACUGAGGACUGACUCUACAUUUUGCAAUGUUGUGUACAAAGAACAUGUUUCAUAGUUUGGUUUGUAGAAGUUGGUGGAAUAAUUGGAGGAUCAAACAAGGAACUGGAAACAAAACUUUGUUAAAAUGUCUGUGCACUUCCAGUACUCUUGUCAAUUAUCUUAUUGUCUCUUCCAGUAAAGAAAAUAAGUCAACUUCAUGUUUAGUGGCCUUCUCCUCCCCAGUGCCCCCUGGUGUCCACCAAAGACACUCCAUUCACUUGACUGAAAUCUGAGAGAGAGAGAGAGAGAGAGAGAGAGAGAGAUAGUAUAAAGUUGGGAGAGAGAGGGAGAAAAAGAGAGAGUAAGAGGGAAGAGGAGCAAUGUGUGUGAGAUAUUGCCAGUAGAGCUUCCAUUAUAAAGUCAGAAAAUAAUGCUCUAAGAGAGGUGCAGCACAGCAGCUGGUGAAUGGAGAUUUCAGGCGGUCAUGAUCUUAAGAAGCCUGUUACGUGCAAAGCAGAGGGUCUGUUGGCUAGUCAACUCUCUUUCUCCAUGUCUCCUCCGCAGUGCAUGGAACAUCAAGACAUGACGUCAGCCACUACUGACGCCCGCACAGGGUCUGAGCUGUAAUGCUCUGGACAAAAUGCUCACUGAGCAGGAGUGUUCUGAACACUCCUUAGGAAUUUCCUGUUUUUGUAUCUUUUUAAACAAUAUUAUUUGUUUAUUUUACAUAUUUUUCCCUUUUGAUAGAGAGACAAGGAUUGUGCUUGAAGAUGGUCUUUCAAGUACACAUAAAUAUGAAUGUAAUUUUAGUCAUGAGGUUAAAAAAAGAACAGUAUGGUAGAUGAAUUCUGUUUUCUGACUUGAAAAAUAACAUGUAAUAAUGAACCGCUAUGAGGUAUUCACAUAUAUACAGUAGUCUUAGAAACAUGUCUAGGAACUUGGAUUCAAUAUAAUCAUAACGCAUGAGAAACACUUGCUUCUUCAGUAUCCUCUGGUAUUGACAUAACAAUCUUCACUUUCUUUCUCAUAUGUGGUUCGCUUCAGUUUUGAUUUUCUCUGCUGAUAUGCUUGAAAUACAAUCUGCUGUCAAGCCAACUUUUUGGACAAGUCUUUUUGUGCAGUCAUUUUCAACAUGAAACCAAAAAGAGGAGCCCCUUGCUGGUUCUUUUUUUUUUUCAAUCACAGCAUAAGCUGUCCAAUUACAAAAGACCCAUGCCCACCCCUCCCUCCAUGCCUUUUCCUAUCCCCUUCCCAUUUCCAAACAUUUUAUCCUCUCCUUUUGAAGUGAGUGUGUUUGAAACUGUGCAAUGAUGCCGCAGCACUGUUCCUUUCCAGAGGGUAAAAACAAUGCUAAGAUUUGUUGCUUUAUUCGGGUGUAGGUACAAGCCUUUCAUGUAUUGCGUGUGUGUGUGUGUGUGUGUGCGUGUGUGUGUGUGUUGGAGGGUGUGGGUGUGUGCGUGCUUGUGAGGAAAAGGAAAACCAAAACAAGUACCGUAUCCCUUGUGGCUUGCCACCAAACCAAUGCUUGGUUUUGGACCCCUAUCAGCCUUAUUUUUAUUUUCCCAUUGCACACUUUAUUCACAAGUAAUUCAAAUACAGAUUCAAAAUUUACUUGUCUAUACCUGUGGCUGACUAGAAGAAAAUAUGGAUGUCACACACAUCUAAAUCUAAUUUUUAAAACUCCACCAAAGUCAGUGACAUUUCAUAAGAAACUGUCAUACAUCAUUCACCAGGUCUGGAGAUUAGAAACCUGGUAAAGGCAUAUUUUGAGUUUAAGGCUGGUUUAAGAAUUAUCUUCAAAAAUAAUUCAAGUCUCGUUAUUAGAAUCACCCAAAUAUUACUCAAAUUCCAAAUCCCUGUUUAGGUUUAUGUGAAACAGAAUCACAAUUCAACUAGCAGACAUUACUGUGUAUAAAAAAACUUAAAAUAAGCUAUUAAAACACACAAAAAUCCUAAUUUAAGAUCAAGCACCUUACCAAAUUUGUGAUUACCAAAUCAGAAUUUUAAUUCCAUGUAACAGUUUGUUGAAACUACAUAAUGUCCGUGUCAUGUCACCAGGAACUUAUUCCAAUCAUCUGCAGGCAGUAACAGACAUUGAAAACUUUCCAAGGAAACACAGGUUUUGUUUGCUUGAAACCUGCCACCAGAGUUUGAUUACUGUCUGGGAAACACUCCAAAAUAUGGCCACUGCACAGCAUUUAGGUGGAAGGUCAUUCAGAAAACACUUGUAAAAUAAGUAAGAGACAAAGUAAAGGAAAAAAAGACAAAAAUGUGAAAAAAAAAACACGCUUCAACAUAUGAAGGGUCACACGCACAACACACUGUUUUGAGCUGUUUUUGAUCAGUAAAUAAUGACCACAACCCACCCAGAAACAACCAGCAGCGAGACCCCAUUAGAAAUAUAAAUUUUCAGUCACAGUGACUAAAAUUUAGUAGUUACAUGUGUUCUACAGUUGGUCAUAGUUGUAGGCAUGUGACUGAUUUGUCUGGUAUUGUGAAAAUGUUACAAUUGUGCCAUUGUUUUAGGGGUACAAAUAUUUGGCCAUAUUUCCUGAAAUAUUUGAAAAGUUUAGUUGUUUCUUGUUGACUUUGUUACCAUCCGAUACAAAGGUCUGUUAACACAAUUGCCGAAUCAAGCCUGCAAUCUAUACUUUGUCCAUUUUCUUUAUUUCUAUGCUCUAGUUCUCCUGUCUCCCUCUGUCCAUGCUACAACCAUAAAAAUAAAGUAUUAACCUGAUGACC